AUGACGAUACGAUCAAGAUGGUCCAGCGAGCUGGCCAAAUUCAUACUUCCAAGCUUUGCCCAAGACUGGCUACACACUACUCGCCCACGGCCAAAGAAGACGCACUCGACAUCAUACCUCGACGGGCUUCGAGGUUUAGCAGCUUUGGCAGUGUUGGGCUACCACUUUACCGACUAUAACCUCAAAUUCUUUCACCCAGGUUAUGGCGUAGAAGAAUCCUCUUCACUAUUACAGUUGCCAUAUGUCCGUUUAUUGUAUGCGGGUAAACCCAUGGUUCAUCUUUUCUUUGUUGUCUCUGGGUUUGCUUUAUCGAUUCGACCUCUACAGCAGCUCGUGGCAGGCCAGCAUGAUGAGUGUCAGGAAACACUAUCGUCGUCGAUCUUUAGAAGACCAAUCAGACUCUUGGGGCCAUGUCUUGUCCUGACCUUUUCACUCGUCUUUUGGGCCCGUGCUGGAUAUUUUUUGCAUUACCUCAAGUAUCAACCUACCUUGUGGGCUCAGAUCUCUGAUUGGAGCUCCGACUUCUUCCUUCGUAUUGCUUGGCCCUGGAGUUGGGACUUCGGGGAGCGACCCAAGUACAAUGUGCAUCUCUGGACAAUUCCGAUCGAGUUAUCGCACUCUUACCUCCUGUUUCUGACCAUACUGUUGAUUGCACAUCUUCGACCUACGUUUCGACUUCCGAUUCUGAUUUCAAUCAUGAAAUACACCCUGCAAUGCGGACGAUGGGCAGCCUUUGAGUUUAUAGGGGGUUGCCUACUGGCAUACAUACAUAUUCGCCAAGAGCAGGACUCUGAAGAAGAGACAACGAAAGCCCAAAGUCUUUUGUGGUCGAUUUGGCAUGGUCUUGUUAACAUCAUUCUCAUAUUGAUGUUUCUGGCAGGUGCCUUCGUCAUGUCCUGGCCGACGGACUUCAAGCAACUUCCCGAGACAUAUCAAUUCUUGGUAGCCCAUGUACCAGAACCCUUUGCCAAUAAUGCGUCGGACUUUUGGUUCGCGCUUUCGGCCUUUGCUGUCGUAGGAUCAAUAGGCCACUUGAGAACCCUGCGCCAAUGUCUUGAGCUGCCCUUUCCUCAAUACCUGGGCAGGAUCAGUUUCUCCCUUUAUAUCCUCCAGCAUCCCUUUCUGAACCUAAUUCAACCUUACCUCAUGGGCGCGGAAGCACGGCCUGCCAGCGGCAAUCAACCGGCUAUACCCGGCUGGGGUCUGAGAGGCUGGCCUGGCGUCGAGACAUGGCGGCAACGCGUCAUCACGUGGUUUAUAGGAUGGAUGAUUGUGGUGCUGCUGCAGAUCUGGCUGGCCGACAUGUACACGCGAUGGAUCGAUCAGCCGUGCGUAAGGCUCGCAAAGGCGGCAGAGCGAUGGAUGUGUCUUCAGGCUGAUCGGCAACCCGAAAGACUUGGCACCGAGGAAAAGUCGUUGUUGACUGACCAACUCCGAGUCAACUCUGAACCUAGUAGCGACUCCCCCGUCUGA
This is a messenger RNA of Pestalotiopsis fici W106-1, 1473 nucleotides long. RefSeq lists its product as uncharacterized. Lineage: Eukaryota; Fungi; Ascomycota; Sordariomycetes; Amphisphaeriales; Sporocadaceae. The record is from RefSeq and is a predicted model, not a curated record. The transcript has a single exon. Gene Ontology annotation, cellular component: membrane. Gene Ontology annotation, molecular function: acyltransferase activity, transferring groups other than amino-acyl groups. The coding region runs from base 1 to 1473 and encodes 490 amino acids. Gene Ontology annotation, biological process: polysaccharide biosynthetic process.